This is a messenger RNA of Sphaerodactylus townsendi, 1467 nucleotides long. Its product is annotated as vomeronasal type-2 receptor 26-like. The transcript is spliced from 6 exons. The record is from RefSeq and is a predicted model, not a curated record. Gene Ontology annotation, biological process: G protein-coupled receptor signaling pathway. NCBI's taxonomy places the organism in Eukaryota, Metazoa, Chordata, Lepidosauria, Squamata, Sphaerodactylidae. Gene Ontology annotation, molecular function: G protein-coupled receptor activity. The annotation marks the transcript as partial. Gene Ontology annotation, cellular component: membrane.
AUGGCUUUGUCAGCCAGUUUUGAGAACUGCAACCAGAGGAGAAGUGGAGUCACAAUGAUGGUGUUGCAGGUUAUUGUCUUGCUGCUGCAGAUACCUUGGGCUGAACUUCUGGCCCAUGACAUUAAGUGUUCCGUUAGAGAACCUCUUCAUACUGUCCACAAGUCUUACAGGAGAGGGGACUUCAUGAUUGGUGCAAGUAUGUCUCAAGUACACCUAAUAUUGGAUGAUGAAUAUUUCUUCUAUGAAUAUCCAAUUCCAGAUUCUGGAUCUCCCAUACUAGUGACAAAGAAUUACCAGCAUAUACUGGCACUGACAUUUGCUGUUAAUGAGAUCAAUGCAAAUCCAGAGAUCUUACCGAAUGUUUCUUUGGGAUUCCAUGUUUUGGAGAGCUACUAUACAGCAAGAAGGGCCUAUUACACGGCGAUAGAACUUCUCUCCACAUUUCAUCAUUUUGUCCCCAACUAUGAAUGUGAAAUUCCUAGCAAUCUGAUAGCAGCCAUUAGGGGGUUAAGUGCUGAAGCAUCCUCCCAUUUGGCAGCCCUGUUGGACAUCUACAAGCUACCACAGCUCCACCCCUUUCUGAGAAGCAUAAUGUUUAACAACAGUGCUGGCGAAACUGUGUUUUUACAAAAGAACGGAGAAUUAUCAGUGGCGUACGAUAUUACAAACAUAAUCACGUUCCCAAAUACCUCGUUUGUGAGAAUGAAAGUGGGGAAGAUGAAUCCUUGGGCUCUUCCAGGCAAAGAAUUUGACAUUGAUGAAGAUGCUAUUACAUGGCCUACUUAUUUUAAUCAGGUUAGGCCACUUUCUCUCUGCAAUGACCACUGCUAUCCAGGUUACCAAAAGAAAAAGAAGGAGGAGGAGCCAUUUUGCUGCUAUGACUGUGUUCCCUGUCCAGAAGAAAAGAUUUCAGACAAGCCAGCUGAUGUGGAUUCCUGUUCUCCCUGCCACCAAGAUCAGUAUGCAAACACUGAGCAAAAUAAGUGUCUUUCCAAGGAUGUCACCUUUUUGUUGCAUACGGAACCUUUGGGGAUCAUCUCAAUGACUUUUGCUUUAUCAUUUGCUUUCAUCACAGUUGGGGUGUUAGGGACCUUUGUCAAGCACCACAACACUCCCAUUAUCAAAGCAAAUAACCAAAAACUCAGCUACAUGCUCCUCAUCUCCAUCCUGCUCUGCUUCCUUUCUUCUUUCUUAUUCAUCGGCCGGCCUGAGACGGUGACAUGUCUCCUACGGCAAACAGCUUUUGGCAUUGUCUUCUCGGUGGCUGUGUCUUGUGUGUUGGCAAAAACCAUCAUUGUGGUGCUCGCAUUCAUGGCUACCAAACCAGGAAGCAGGAUAAGGAAAUGGGUCGGGCACCGACUGGCCAACUCCAUCGUUCUUGUGUGUUCCUUUAUCCAAACAAGCAUGUGUUGUGUAUGGCUGGCAAUGUCUCCUCCAUUCCCAGAUGUUGAUAUGUUGCUGUCCGAG